UAUAAAAUGGCGGAUGAAGAAACUGAAUUUGGAGCAAUAAAAAUUGUUUUUAUUGUAAUUAUGGCAAUUCCAACUGCAUUUUUAUUAUUGAAUACUUUAUAUAGAACUUAUCUAGAACUCAAAGAGUAUUAUUUCGAUCUUUUUAGGCUAAGCCAAUAUCUAUUUCUUCUGGUUUAUUUGACAGCAUGGAUGCUAUUUUAUUGCACAAUAGGAUUUAAUAGGCAAGUUGAAAUCUAUGAGGCUGCUGUUUGGAUUGCUAGUGGGACAAAUAUUGGCUACAUUGUGAUAAACUUGAUGCUUUGGAUAUUAAUAAUAGUCCACUUAUCAAAUUUAGUCAAGCUAGAGGAAGGAGAACAAUUUAUUAAGAAUCGCAAAAAGGUCAUCAAGAUUGAAAUGUUAAGCAUUUUCCUUGCAUUGUUGGUCUUCUUUGUUGUACUAGUAAUCAAUGGAUAUUCUGCUCUAGGCUCAAUAGACUAUUAUAAGCAUCUAAAUGAGCAUACAGACGAUGAAAAUAAUUUCGAUAAAAUUGAUUAUGUUUCUUGAUCCUUGCUCAUUGCCCUCUAUGUGGUCUUCAUCUUCUCUGAGCUAUUCUUGAUCAUAAAACUAAUGAAAUUAGUUCAUAAGUAUUGUGCUUAUGAUAAAGAAUACAGCAAGUUCUUCCCUUGGCUUGCUGGAAGUAAUAUUGUCUACUAUUGAUUCCAGCUGGUUACAUUCAUUGUGAUGAUGGAAAGUAAAACAACAUAUUGUGAUAUUUCUAGAAUUGAUUUAAAGAAGAACAAGCCUAAUAUGCAAUUAUGGUUAAAGAUGAUGUUAUUUGUCUUCAACAACAAUCUUCCACUAGUCUAUGCUUAUAUGAACAUCAAAAAUGUGAGUUUCAAGAUCUAUGUAGCCAACAUCUUGCCUGGCAUUGGCAAGCCUUACCUUUGUCCAUCAAAGAUAUCGCUAUUCAUUGUGCCAUCUUGAAGAAAUGAUCCUGAUGGCGAUGAGGACCGACAAGAAGAGAGCGAAAAGAACCAAACCAGAGUGAAUAAUUCUCAUAGCUACUUGCUGGACGAAGACAUGAAGCUUUUUGGAGAAGAUAAAAUUGGCACCAUUGAUAAUAUAGUUGAAGAGCAUGCACUCAGUGCUAGAGGAAGACAUAGUAAUAAUUAUUUUCAGUUGGAAUAA
Messenger RNA from Moneuplotes crassus, 1167 nucleotides. NCBI's taxonomy places the organism in Eukaryota, Ciliophora, Spirotrichea, Euplotida, Euplotidae. The record is from the annotation of a GenBank genome assembly.